UGAACAGCGAACGCGCACGGUCGGCAGGACACGGCGAAUCAUAUCAUAUCUCUCUCUCGUCGUCGUCGUCGACAGUGUUUUGCCGUCUUGUUCGUCCUCGUCGCCGCGCGACCGCGAUCGUGCAAAGUCCGGCACACCGCAUCGCGUACUCGAUUUCUCAUCGCGUUCCGGUCAACGCGCGCCACUUCGCCAGUCUUGUCGGCGCCGUACAUAAUUACAACGACUUAACAUAUACGAAUAUUAUAUACUCGCACAAACCCGUACACACACGCGCGCACCGCACACACACACACAAACCGCCCGCACAGCGUACCAAUGGUUUUCACGUCAGUUUUUUGUGCCAUUUCUUUGAUGAUCGUAUGGUCUUCAGUCACCGGACGGAUAUCGGUAGCCGGCAUUGAUCCUCUGAGUGAAUUAGACUGCACUAGAAAACUGUAUACGUUCCAAGUGUCUAACACCGACGUCAAUGGAAGGGUGUGUUCCGACGAGAUUCAAGUGAUGUCUUGCUGGGGCAGAUGCGAUUCCAACGAGGUGUCGGACUGGCGGUUCCCGUACAAACGUUCGCACCACCCGGUGUGCAUACACGGUGGUCGGGAGCUAACCCAGUUCGUGCUGAGGGACUGCGACGAUGGCGCGGAACCGGGCACGGAGCUGUACGUUUUCCCGCAAGCGACGUCGUGCAAGUGUCACGCGUGCAAGUCUUCGGAAGCGUCCUGCGAGGGCUACCGGUACAGAGAUUUCCAAUUCAUGUCGGCCAACGACGUUAUUUAAAUAAUCGCGACACACACACGUUAUUAUGAUUAUUAUGAUUAUUAUUAUUAUUAUAAUUAUUAUAAUUAUUAUUAUUAUUAUAAUUAUUAUAAUUAUUAUUAUUAUUAUUAUAACGCCGUGCAACCAUCAUCGCCCUUUACAUCAUCAUUUUUAUUUUGCUCAUUCCUGCAACUACGUACUCAGUAAUAGUUAAUCGUCCGGUUCCAUCAGAAAACUUGCAAGUGGAAUUGGUAAAUUUCGAUUGUUGGAAAGAAUAUUCGUCAAGGACUCGUAAUCAUAAUAUUCGCAUCGUCCGCACGUGUUCCACUCGACUCGAAACCGGUUGAUUAUAUUUCCUCGUUUUAAUUAAUAUUUCUAUACACAUUAUAGAUACCUGUUAUAAUAAUACUAUCGUACACUGUUCCUUAUUUUCUUUUUGUCAUUGUUAUCAACCAUUUCAGCGAAUUAAAAAAUUCCGUCUUAAUAUAAUUAUUGUAAUAUAUUAUUUAUGUAAUAUUAAUCAUAAUAAUAUGUAUCGUACAACGAAAUAUUCUGUUUACGUGUAUGUAACACGAAUAACAAUAA
Molecule: messenger RNA, 1335 nt
Organism: Sipha flava (yellow sugarcane aphid)
Lineage: Eukaryota; Metazoa; Arthropoda; Insecta; Hemiptera; Aphididae
Gene: Gpb5
Product: thyrostimulin beta-5 subunit
Exons: 3
Coding region: 316-771 (151 amino acids)
Biological process (GO): G protein-coupled receptor signaling pathway
Cellular component (GO): extracellular region; cytoplasm
Molecular function (GO): hormone activity
Source: RefSeq, a predicted model, not a curated record